Molecule: messenger RNA, 1230 nt
Organism: Exophiala bonariae
Lineage: Eukaryota; Fungi; Ascomycota; Eurotiomycetes; Chaetothyriales; Herpotrichiellaceae
Exons: 1
Coding region: 1-1230 (409 amino acids)
Biological process (GO): epoxide metabolic process
Molecular function (GO): epoxide hydrolase activity
Source: RefSeq, a predicted model, not a curated record
AUGGCAGACAUCAAACCCUUCACAAUUUCAAUCCCCAACAAAGCACUAGACGACUUAAAGCUUCGUCUGUCACUCGCUCGCUUCCCAGAUGAGCUCAAUGAUGCCGGUUGGGAGUAUGGCGCACCACUAGCCGACAUCAAACGUCUCACCAAGUACUGGAAAGACGAGUAUGACUGGCGAACAGCUGAGAAGGAACUGAACACGACAUUCGUGCAAUUCACGACACCGAUAACCGUCGAGGGCUUUGAUCCUCUCAACGUGCAUUUCAUCCACCAGCGAUCCAAGGUGGAGAAUGCCAUCCCACUGCUCUUCGUGCAUGGAUGGCCUGGGAGUUUCAUCGAGUCAGUCAAGAUCGUAAAGGAGCUGUCUUCACCAAGUGACCCGAAAGCACCGGCAUUUCAUGUUAUUGCGCCAAGUCUGCCGAACUUCGGAUUCUCUGAUGCUCCGAAGAAAAGAGGGUUUGCCGUCGCACAGUAUGCAGAACUCGUGCAGAAGUUGAUGAUGAAAUUGGGUUAUACGGAGUAUGUGACCCAGGCUGGAGAUUGGGGAUUCCACAUUACUCGAACCUUGAGUUUGCAUUAUCCACAACAUUGCAAGGCCAUUCAUGUGAAUAUGGAUGAAGGGCUUCCGCCGUCAUUUCUGAAGAAUCCUCUUCUUGCCCUCGAGUAUGCAACCAGUCGCGACACGGAGCGGGAGAUCAAAGGCCGCGAGCGGACCGAAUGGAUGUUGAAAGAAAGCUCUGGAUAUCGCGCUCAGCAGAGUACUAAGCCGCAAACGCUGGGCUACGCGCUUGCAGACUCACCAAUGGGUCUCCUUGCUUGGAUUUAUGAGAAGAUAUGCGAAUGGACUGACAAAUAUCCAUGGACCGACGAUGAAAUUUGUACUUGGAUGAGCAUAUACUGGUUCUCGACGGCAGGCCCAGCGGCGAGUUUGCGGAUAUACUACGAGGAGUAUCACCGGUGGGAUGACCCCAAGAAACGUGUCACGAGAGAGAACACGAGGCAGUAUAUUCCUGGAAAGCUGGGCUUGACGCAUCAACCCAAUGAAGUCAGAGUUUAUCCGAGUACGUGGACACGGACCCAAGGAGAUGUGGUGUUCGAGAGAUUCUAUGAUUCCGGCGGUCACUUUUUUGCGUAUGAGAAGCCGACACAUUUGAUCGCUGAUGUCAGGGAGAUGUAUGGUCGUGGAGGCGGUGCCGCCGGUGUUGUGAAGGGGAAGCAUGGUUAUUAG